This is a messenger RNA of Sycon ciliatum, 1563 nucleotides long. RefSeq lists its product as uncharacterized. The record is from RefSeq and is a predicted model, not a curated record. Bases 185 to 1045 code for a protein of 286 amino acids. NCBI's taxonomy places the organism in Eukaryota, Metazoa, Porifera, Calcarea, Leucosolenida, Sycettidae. The transcript has 3 exons.
CAUCAUUGGUCAGGCUUUUCCAGAGUGUUGGUCGUUCAACUUGACUCUAAAGAACCACUUCAUCGAGCCCACAAGCUGGAGGAAACAGCUUGCUUGCAAAGCAAACAUUUCCUGACGAGCAGAAGAAAGGUCGUGUUCAGAAACACGUCAUUGUACUUAUGCUAGCCAGCUUGAAUCGUCUGAAAUGAGUGCAUCUUGCCUGUUCCUCGGCGCUGCCGUUCAUCCACAAUACGUUAAGGACAAUGAGAGAGAAAAGCAAUGGCGAAUGGUCAGCGCUGUGCAGUCGGAUAUAGAAAGCAUGUUCAAUUUCGCUGCUAGCCAUUCAGAUAAACAAUAUCGAAGGAGAGGAAGACCGAAUUACAUUCACGAUGUGCAAGUUAGCGGCGUGCUUCUCAACCAAAACCUCUACGACGAGCUCGAGGAUCCCAUAGCACAAGGGCAGCGUCAGAAGCAAGGUGCAAACCAAUCGCUCUAUGAGAAGAUGGAUGACAGGAACCGUUUUCAGCCCUAUACAAAUUUAAAACAGGUACGUGAUUCCAUUCAAAACUUCCUGGCCGGAGAGGAGGAGGAUUAUUCCCCCGACAAUCUCAUUCUCUUCAUGACUGGACACGGAGGCCAGCACAAGCCUGGCAGAGUUGUGGAGGAGUAUUUCUGUCUACCGAAACCAGGCUUGUCAGCCAAUCACUCUGCUGUGUACACAGACACCAUGUUGACAGAGGACAUCACAGAAUACCUUCCCGCUGAAAAAACUCUGUACUUGAUCAUACAUAGUUGCCAUUCAGGCGGGAUGGUGAACUUUUGGAAACUGGACCCCGAAAACGAGAAAGUCGCGUUGUUUGCUAGUGCCGAGGCGGACAUCUGGGCAGAAUGGAAUGCCGAUGACACACCUAGUUUCGUUCAAUCCUUCUGCAAACAUGCAGAGAUUGGCAAGCAGCUCUGCAGUAUAGCCGGAGACAUCUACCAGGAGCUGUACAGCGUUCCCAAAAUUCGGCCUGCCUUCAAAACAACAAAACCAGAGAUGGCAACCGACCCUUUUCUAGAGUAGAUUAAGGCACUCUUUAAAUUAAAAGGACUCUCUAGCCUUCGGCCAGUAAUCGCGCAAUUACGUAGAUCUGGACCCUGCUCAAUAGUGUAGCAUUGUUUUCUCUAGUUCGUGCUUUUUGUUUUUGCUGCUUUACGUAUUCUUAGUUUCUGUUUACAUUACAUUAAUUUUUAGAAUCUGUUUAUAUUUUCAGCAACGAACUAGCCCUGUGAAUACUAUUGCGUUUUUAUUGUUUACCUUUUUACAUGUACUUCUGUUUAUUUUUAUUUUGUUGUUCUCGGCGUUCCAAAGUCUCAGCGUGAAUCAUUAAUGCACAAUUUACAUCUUUCAAAGCAUUCGUCUAGGGAUUGAGUUUGAAUCUUUUACACAACCUUGUUACAUCUGCCUUGAGUUUCUUUGGAUUAGACUUUCUCAAAUUUUCAUUUUGAUUUCAUCGUCGAGUUUCAUCCCUUGUAUCUUUGGUGUUCUUCCUUCUUUCCAUGCCGUAUUGUUUGAAUACACCCGUUUUGAAAGCCUUGAAA